UUGUCAAUUCAGCGAAAAUCCACUCCUUUAUCAAUGAAAAAUUAAAAUUUCCUCAAAUUUUCGUAGAAGUAGUCAGUCACAAGUAACAAUGAGACCACUUGUUACUCUAAAACCCGAUUACGAGAUCGCUCUUCGCUCGAAAUUGCCGGCUGUAACAUCCAAAAUGCUCCAAAACUACUUUCUGCGUGCAGAAAAUUUCGAAGAUGCCGCUGACGAAGCAUUUGAUGAUCGAAAUGUUGGUUACGUACAAUUACAACGAAAGACCGAAAAAUGUUCCAUUUUCGGCAAAAUUGUCACUUUGGUCGAUGGAAUUCCAGAUUAUUUCCCGCAAGAAGUCCUCGUUGACGAGAAAAAGCAGGAAAUUGAGACUGUUUCGUGUUUCAUGUGCAAGAAAGAUGCCUGUUCUCAUGCGUUGGCGUUCCUUUUCUGGCUCCAUCGUCACAGUCAACCCAUGAAAAUGGCAGAAGAUGCGUGUUAUUGGAUGGAAUCCUUGGUCGAGUACGAAUUAACGCUUUAUAUCGUGCCCGUUAAGCAAAUUUUUCAGCUUCCAGUCGAGAAAUCCGGAGUCACAGGCGAUGUUGAUGCAUUUUUGAAGGACAUUACGCAACUUAUCAAGGACAAAGAUAUCAAAUGUCCCCUUGGACGGUACUUGUGCAAGAAGAAAAAGUACAAUUUCACCUCGAUGCACGAAUUAAUUCUCGAUGCCACACGAAACACGCACAGUUGGGAGCAAUUUUUAAAGGCAGCAAGUGACGCAUUGACUUUAGAUGCCCGCAGAACCAUCCGAGAGAACACAAAAUAUCGCUACAACGACCCGACUUUGUAUCUGGAAAUGCGUUACGGUCGCAUUAGCAGCGCCAAAGUGUUCGAUUGCAUGUCGAAACAGGUCCCUUUUGAGAAAUUAUACGAAAAAAUCAUGGGAUUUCACAAGGAAGAAGACACAAUCGAGCAAAAUCGGAAACGCCGCAUUGAAUUAAACGUCCGCCAACAACUCGAAUUCUUCGCAAAAGUGCAAUACGAGAACCCAGGCCUCUUCCUGGACCCCGAAUUUCCUCUAAUCUGCGUCAUUCCGGAUGGAAUUUGCGAAAAUCACAUCGUUGAAAUUAAAUGCCCGGCAACGGAAGAGGAAAUGUCGCGUUUUAUGUCGGGCGGCGAGCAACUUUCGCCGAAAUAUUACACAGAAAUGCAAGUUCAGAUGUACGUUACGGGCAAAGAAGCGAGCGUUGUGUGCGUUGCCGAUCCCCAAUUCGAGGAAAACAAAAAUAUUUACAUCCAAACAGUCGCUCUGGAUCGUGAAUAUGCGAGAAAUGCCAUGCAAAAAGCCCAAGAAUAUUGGCGAAAUUUUAUUUUUCCUUACGAAUUGACAAAAUGGUGUGUUGAACGCGAUGGAGCAAGCAAAGGAGCCUUACCGCCCUUGGAAAUGUUGAAACAUUUGGAUCCAAAACGCGAGAAAGAUGAUGAAAUUUCCGUUUCGGAGACAGAAAUUACCGAAGUAGUGAUUAAUGGAGUACCGACAGUUGUCGUGGAUGAGAGUUUGAACAAGCCAAAUGGCGUUUCGGGUGACGAAAAAAUGGAAAUUGAUGAGAAUAAGAAGACGAACGAAGAGAUUUUGGUAGAAAAUAAACAAAAAUUGGCAGAAAAUGAUAAAAACUCGAACAAAGAGGAGGAAAGUUUGAAGAAAAAUGAUGAAACAAGUGAAAUUUUGAUGGAAACUGAAGAGAAUUUAAACAAAAAUGAAGAGAAAUUGACAGAAAUUGAUGCAAAUCCAAAGGAAAAUGAUCAAACUGUGACUGAAAUAGAUUAAUGUU
Messenger RNA from Culicoides brevitarsis, 1808 nucleotides. RefSeq lists its product as uncharacterized. The record is from RefSeq and is a predicted model, not a curated record. NCBI's taxonomy places the organism in Eukaryota, Metazoa, Arthropoda, Insecta, Diptera, Ceratopogonidae. Bases 89 to 1804 code for a protein of 571 amino acids. The transcript has 2 exons.